Messenger RNA from Rodentolepis nana, 783 nucleotides. Lineage: Eukaryota; Metazoa; Platyhelminthes; Cestoda; Cyclophyllidea; Hymenolepididae. The record is from the annotation of a GenBank genome assembly.
AUGAAUUGUAUGGAAAUACAAAGUCACCCUCGAAGAAGCGCUUCCUCGGUGUCUUCUGUUUCUCGACGAUCACCUUUCCUUCUACCCCUUCCACUGCAUCUGUCCCAGCAACCACUUCCCCCUCCCAGCCGUUUGGAACUAAAGCGUCGGCGAUCUGCUCUUUCGGCAAACUCCUCUUUCCCGUGUACCGGUCAUAGUGGUGGCGAUCGUCACACAUCCCUCGAUCGUAGCUGUUCCAUCAAAGCUCCUCCACUCCUACACCGUCAAUUUUCCCUCCAAUGUAAUUAUGGGGAGACCCUUGAAACCUUUGGACAGGGACCUCGAAAGGCUAUCACAACAGCCGUCAUUCGACCACAGAAUUUAAUUGAGGAAGCACCAUUCCAAAUGUCUUUAGACCCCGUUAGUAACACGAUCCCGCAGAUACGUUUUGAAAGAGCAGCCACUCCUUUAGGAGGUAUGAGGUCAGAAAAUGAUUCAAAGCAAGUUCCAGUUGAAUUUAGCAUCCCUGAAGAAGACCAGAAUGAAGAAAACCAAAAUCAAGUUCUUUUACAACUUCCUGAAGUGAAUAAUCACUUAUAUAUAUCAUCCCAAUCGACCUCUCAUUCUGGGUCGGGAUAUGGAUCCUGUGUCGCUUCACCCUAUUUGCAAUCCUCAAUUCCGAUGAACAUGUUCCUCGAUUUGCAGCAAAGAGUGUCGACGCUGGAAUCAGAGAAUCGAAUUCUAUCCUUAUGCCUGCGCCAAGCCAUGGGCCAAACAGAUUUGCCUGAGCGGCCUCCCCUUUAG